Messenger RNA from Rosa rugosa (rugosa rose), 2068 nucleotides. RefSeq names its product F-box/kelch-repeat protein At3g23880-like. Bases 313 to 1596 code for a protein of 427 amino acids. NCBI's taxonomy places the organism in Eukaryota, Viridiplantae, Streptophyta, Magnoliopsida, Rosales, Rosaceae. Gene Ontology annotation, molecular function: protein binding. The transcript is spliced from 2 exons. The record is from RefSeq and is a predicted model, not a curated record.
AUCACCGAAAACACAGGCCCAAACAGAAAGAGAUCAUAAAUCCAGCCCGCACGAUAAGGGAAAGGCCCUUAUAAGAUUCCAAAGUUUCCAACACUCGGACCAACCCUCACUCGGAGCAUCCUGAAGAGGCAAAAGGGGAAAGGAGCAAGACCACAAACGCUACCGGAAAUCUCACUCCGGCUACGGUUCCGGUGAACGCUGGAGCGACCGAAUUUGUAAGUUUCGAUACUUUAAACAGUUUAGCAGCAGUUUUGUACAAUCUGGGGUUUCUUUCAGUCAAUUUGGGCGAGAGAGAGAGAGAGAGUAAUUACAAUGGGGGACGUCGAUGUCGUGCUUAAGCGAGCUCAUACCAACUUCGGCGACUACGAGGAAGAUGUGAUUGUGGAGAUCCUCGCAAGGCUACCGGUCAAAUCCUUGAUUCGAUUCCGGUGCGUCUGCAAGUCAUGGCGUGCUUUGAUCUCCGAUUCCUAUUUUAUAAAGAAACACCUCAGCUACGGAGAGAGAGGCAUCACCAAAAGCACUUACAGGCUCAUCAUUUUCAUGCUGGAUCCUCCCUCGCCGUUGGAAAUCCUAGCCUUGAGAAAUAUGAAGGAUGAUGAUGAUGGCGAUGGCGCUGCGGGUGGUCAGUUUGCAGUCAUUCAGCUGGAUUGUCCGGUAACAAAAACUAUCACUUAUUCCCGUCAUAGAAUUCUUGUUGGUUCUUGCAAUGGCUUGGUAUGUGUAGAACUUGACUCGGAGGUCAUUAUGUUAUGGAACCCUUGUACUAGAGACUCCAAGGUUUUACCAAAACCUCCUCGAGUUAUAAACUCUGAGUUUAUCUACUGCUUUCAUGGACUCGGGCAUGAUUCUGCUAGUGAUGACUACAAGGUGAUACGGGGGUUCACUGAUUAUCUUGCUAAGAAAAUCAUGAUUCACAUCUUUUCACUGAAAACAGGUUCAUGGAGGACUGUCGAAGACAUUGAUUAUGUUAGAUCAAUAAGGGGGCAGGGGUUGUUCUUAAAUGGAGCUCUGCAUUGGUUAUAUAGUCUACCUGAAGGGGGCUCAAGAAUUUUGUCUUUUGAUUUAGGGGCGGAGAAAUUUCAGAAGACGAUUCCAUUACCCUAUGAUGACUGGUUUCGUGAUCCCUUGAUUCAUAAAAAUUGUCUCUGUGUACUUACUUGCCCAACUGGGACCAACAAUUUCAACAUAUGGAUGAUGAAAGAAUAUGGGGUCAAGGAAUCCUGGACUGAAGUCUUACAAUUUUCUUUGUUUGACGAGAAGAUUUAUGCAGAGUAUUUUGAUGAUAAUACAAAAUAUUUCAGGCCUGUGUGCAUGUUAGAGAAUGGUGUAGUUUUGAUUGACGAGAAGAUUUAUGCAGAGUAUUUUGAUGAUAAUACAAAAUAUUUCAGGCCUGUGUGCAUGUUAGAGAAUGGUGUAGUUUUGAUUGACGAGAUGGGUAUGUGUGAAGACAUAUUGGUAUUAUCUAAUCUAAAGGAGAAGACAUUCAAGGAUGUUGUUGAGGUCGUGACGAGCUUGGACAUUAGAACGGUUACUUACCGAGAGACAUUAGUUUCACCAGACGUCCACACAUACAAAACCAACAAUAUUUGUAGGUGAGCUAGUAGCUCGUUGCUAUAGUUCUCAAGGAAAUAGGGAGGCAAAAGUGCUUUUGUAAAAGCAACCUGGUUGUAAUUCAAGGUGGACCUCAUUUUGAAGGGAAAGGGGGGGGGGGGGGGGGGGAGGUAUGUGUAAUGUUUCUACUUCACUUGGAAACAAGUUGGGAGAUCCAAAAAGUCAUUUGCUUGUGUAGAAAGUGGAUGCAGUGUUGUAUGUAGAUAGGAAAUAGGGAGGCAAAAGUGCUUUUGUAGAAGCAACCUGGUUGUAAUUAAAGGUGGGCCUCAUUUUGAGGGGGGGGGAGAGGUAUGUGUAAUGUUUCUACUUCACUUGGAGAUCCAAAAAAGUAAUUUGCUUAUGUAGAAAGUGGAUGGUGUUGUUUGUAGAUAUUGUACUACGAAUGAAAUAUCUCGUCUAUGUAAACUUAUUAAGGUUAUUUCUUAUAACUAUCAUAUGUCAAAAUCAUAGCUCUUGU